UGAUCUUGCCAUGAGUACUAAUCCUGAUAAGGAUCAAGGAUGUUGGCAAUUUCAAAAUGCAUAUGAAAAGAGAAUUAGAGAUGCUUUUACAUACAACAGUUAUAAUAAGUCAUAUUUUUCAAUAGAGGAAUAUGAAGGUAGUUAG
This is a messenger RNA of Scutellospora calospora, 145 nucleotides long. NCBI's taxonomy places the organism in Eukaryota, Fungi, Glomeromycota, Glomeromycetes, Diversisporales, Gigasporaceae. The record is from the annotation of a GenBank genome assembly.